UAAUCUAGGAAUAAUAAUACUAUUUCGUGCGAAGGCGACAGACGCGAUUCACUACUCGUUUAGUAUUUAGAAGGCGCGUGCGGGGCACGCCGGGCGUCUGUGUUCGCUUUUAUAUUAUUAACUAACUUAGUGAGAGAAAACUGUUACAAAGUUAUGUGUUUUUGUGUUUAUAAGUUUGUUCUAACGGAUUUAACUCAAUCAUUUUAUUAUAGAUCUCAAUCCUAAGUCGGUAUGUAAGUGGCUUUAAGCGACUAUCUGAAAAUGGUUGAAACGAGUAUUAAAAAGACUGAAGAAACACCUGUAAACAAUGUAGACAAGGAUUCCAUCAAACAAGAUCUAAAUACAUUGACUGAUGCAAAAUCAUUAUCGAAUAACGAAAUCGUUGCUCAUUACACCAAAGAUGAUCGUGAUUCGCCGAUAGAACGAGUUAAAUUUGAAGGAGUAGACGAUAAUGACAGCAUAUGCUCCGAAUCCUCCAUAGCAGAGAAGCUACCACCGAUCCCCGAUGGCGGGUGGGGAUGGGUUGUGGUGGUCUCCGCGUUUCUAGUCUCAGCCUGCGCCGACGGCCUGGCUUUCUCAUACGGUCUCCUCCAAAAUGAAUUCACCAAAUAUUUUGAAACCACGCAGUCAAAAACAUCAUUAAUAGGCAGUUUGUUUAUCGCAACACCAUUAGUUGCCGGGCCGAUCAUGAGCGCGUUAGUAGACAGAUACGGCUGCAGAACUAUGACAAUCAUUGCCGGACUGAUAUCUACAAUCGGAUUCCUACUAGCAGCAAUAAGUAAUUCAAUUCCAAUGUUAUGUCUGACGUACGGAUUCAUAAGUGGUCUUGCGAUGGGCAUUCUGUACGUCACAGCAGUUGUGUCGGUCGCGUUCUGGUUUGAUAAGAGGAGGAAUUUGGCAGUGUCUCUCGCUUCGUGCGGGAUCGGUUUUGGUACUUUAUUAUACUCGCCGAUGACGCAUUACUUCUUGGAGGUUUACGAUUGGCGAAACACGAUAGUAUUACUUGCUGGAACUUUAUUAAAUAUGUGUGUUUGUGGCGCGCUAAUGAGGAAUCCUGAGUGGUUGGAAAUUAAACAGAAGAGGCAGAGGAGAUUAUCAAAGGCGAGGUCAAGGAAGUCUUCAAGCGCAGGCUCGAUAUCAUCGAGGUCUCUUGGUGGAGAGUCUGAAUAUCUCGAUGCGGAGGAACUGAAGAGUUUGCUCCAGAGUGGUAAAAGCCCUGAGUAUAUCCUAGCGACCCUGGCGUCUACUAUAGCGGAAGCAGAAAAAUUAGAAGCCACCACACAAAUGAACGCAGAUCAAGCUUACAAAAGGAUGCAUUCGGCGAUACAUCUGCCGACGUUUAUACAGCAAAACGAAAAGGUCCCGUCUGAAGUCAUAGAGAAACUAAUGGAAAACAAACGACUCUACAACAUUAUAUUACAAAACUACCCCGAUCUAAUAGCAAAAUCUAGGUCAGAAAUCAACAUCAACACGGAACACCCUGAAGGGACAACAAAUCCAGCACAACUGCCAGUCGAAAUAAAAGUUAAGAAAACUAAAACAACUUCUGAAUCGGAGCACAAUAAAGAAAAAAAGGAGAAAAAAGAAAAACCAUCAGAACCUACAUCGAAUUCACAUGGAAACCCACAACAUAAAGAUAAAGUGCCCCCAAAACCACCGCAACAAACUAAUUGGUUGCGGCAGAUAUCGACAGACCAUCAUUACUUAAGAGACAUGCCCUUGUACAGGAAUACGAUGAUGCAUCGAGGUGCUAUGAUGACGAUUCCUAGGUACAAGUUGCGAGCUUCAUCUUUGCCUGAUAUGUAUAGGAAUUCCAUGUGGUCUCUGGAAUCGGAAUCUGAUGAUGAAUUUAGAUGGUACGAACGUCUGUGGAUGACUUUCAAGGCUACCUUCGACUUCAAGAUGUUCACUGAGUUCCACUUCUUGAUGUUCAACUUGUCUUCCCUCAUCCUCUCUGUGUGGUUCAUCGUGCCUUACUUCUUCCUCAUGUCCUACAUGACUGAGAGACAUGUUGAUGGAGGCGCCAUGAUGAUCAGUAUUAUUGGAAUCGCCAGCAGCAUUGGAAUUGUAGGCCUCGGCUGGACCGGAGACCAGCCCUGGAUCAACGUAACCAAAACCUACGCGGUGUGCCUGAUUAUUUGCGGACUAUCAGUCGCCGCGUACCCUCUCUUCAUCACAAAUUACUGGGCCCUGGCUGUCAUCUCAACUGUCUUUGGGCUUUCUUUCGCCAGCUCAUAUGCCUACACGCCAGCUAUACUCAUGGAACUGAUGCCCAUUGACCAUUUCACUAUGGCGUACGGGAUGAUACUGCUCAGUCAGGGUAUAGGGCAUCUGGUGGGACCGCCUAUUGGAGGUUUGCUGUACGAUUUGACGGGGACCUGGGACCUCACGUUCUAUGUGGGAGGCUUGUGGCUGGUGGUGUCUGGACUCUGUGUGGGCAUCAUCGCUUACACUAAGGACGUGCGGCUCUGUGGCAGCGCGCCCCUGCUGAAGGAGGCAGAAGAAGCCAAGUCUGAAGCUGCAGUUGAUGUUUAGAUUUUAAAUUUAGAAUACCAACCGCCAUUAAUAAUUUGAAAUAUUACCAACCGCCAUUUUGAAACUACUGGAAAUGUUUGAUAGCAUGAAUAGAUCGGCUAGAUUGAACAGUAACGAUAUCUAAAGGUGUCAUAUUUACAAUAGUUACUUGAUAAACAGAUACAUAUUUGUGUACGAUUCGGUCGCAAGGCUAUUGACGGAACUAUAGUUUAUCUGUUCCAAACGAACUCUAUCGCAAUGUUAGCGACCACCGUACACAAGGUGUUACCCGCCAUAGUGGCUCACGUUAGUGUCUCGCGUUUUGGGAUCAGCCUGUGUAAAUUUGGUUCUAACAAGCCGGCAUAAUUGUGUCGACUGCCGAGGUGUAAUCAUCUCUCGUCUGUCGACAUUCUAUUGGACCCCACUCCACUUACCAUCAGGUGUAGUGAAGUCAGUUUACCAUAGCCGUAUCAAGAAAUAUAUUGUUAUACAGAACACGUCAUUUCAAAACUCUUCGAUCCAUUAGGAUUGUUAUUGCUACAGAAGAACAGGGGCCUUAUUCUCUAUCCCGCACGUUAUUUUGACAGUGUGUAACAAGCACGUAACACAACGCAUCAUGUUUAGGACUAUAGAAAUUUGGCUUACAGAAUACCAUUCCACGCACAUUUCUCGAAGAUGACACGGCCGCGUUACGCGUUUACACUAUCAUACAGAAUAAGGGCCCAGCGUCAAAUAUGACCGCGGUCCGACAGAAUAGACAGAUAGGACAUAUUAGAGAAUUUUGUAUGAGAUUUUAUUUUUCUAAAUAUGAUACUAAUACGAACUACCUCAGGGUGCUUGGUAAUGUUGUUUUGUUGUAAAUAUUUAUUAAGAUAAAUGAAAAUUUGUACAUACAUUUGUAAUUUGUAUGCCUUUUUAAUUAAUUAAUACGUUUUAAAUGAAAA
Messenger RNA from Manduca sexta (tobacco hornworm), 3458 nucleotides. Its product is annotated as monocarboxylate transporter 14. Gene Ontology annotation, biological process: transmembrane transport; monocarboxylic acid transport. The record is from RefSeq and is a predicted model, not a curated record. Bases 262 to 2535 code for a protein of 757 amino acids. Lineage: Eukaryota; Metazoa; Arthropoda; Insecta; Lepidoptera; Sphingidae. Gene Ontology annotation, molecular function: monocarboxylic acid transmembrane transporter activity. The transcript has 6 exons.